AUGGCGGCAGCAAAGCUGUCCGAAUUUGGCGUCAACCAUGUCGCCAAAGGCAUAGGACGUUUAUCCAAGGAAGUCAUCGAGAGCGGCGCCGGCAGCUAUGUCAAGAUGAUGAGCGGCAAGCGGUUCCUCGACUUCACAUCCGGCAUUGGUGUCACGAACCUGGGACACUGUCAUCCCGCUGUGACAAAGGCUGCACAGGCACAGGUCGGGACGAUCGUCCAUGGCCAAGUCAACAUCGCUUUCCAGAAGUCUUACCUCGAGCUGGUCGAGGCUAUGCUUCCGCUUAUGCCACACAAGUCACUGGACACGUUCUUCUUUUGGAACUCGGGAGCGGAAGCAGUUGAGGCUGCCGUCAAGCUGGCAAGACAUGCGACCAAGAAGCAGAAUAUCAUCGUCAUGCAAGGAUCAUACCAUGGUCGGACAUUCGGAACAAUGGCUAUGACGCGAUCCAAGACCAUAUACGGCCUCGGCUACAGCCCACUAAUGCCCGGAGUCUUCUCAGUACCAUUCCCAUACUGCAGCCAAUGCUCAGUUGCAAAGGCCUCAGACGGCAAGCACAACUUCGAAAACUGCUGUAUGGAUCCCAUCACUCAGCUAGAGCUACUUCUGCAGCGCGAGACCGCUCCCCAGGACACCGCAGCCCUAUUCAUCGAGCCUGUCCUCGGUGAGGGAGGCUACGUUCCACCACCCAAGGAAUACAUGGCUCGUCUGAGAGAAAUUUGCGACAAGAACAAGAUUCUUCUGGUGUGUGACGAAGUUCAGUGUGGUUAUGGACGCACAGGGAAGAUGUUUGCCGUUGAGCACUGGGGCGUGCGUCCUGAUAUCUUGAUCAUGGCCAAGGGCAUAGCUAACGGCUUUCCCUUGUCUGCCAUUGCUUCCAGCAAGGAGCUCAUGGACACUCAGCCGCCCGGAACCAUGGGCGGUACCUAUGCUGGCAACGCUGUCUCCUGUGCAGCAGGCGUUGCAGUAGCCAAAGCUUUCAAGGACGAGAGCAUCCUCGACAACGUGAACGCACGCGGCGCUGAGCUACGACAGACCCUUCAAGCAGCCAAAGACGACCCGAAAACGUCAAAAUGUGCUCCCGGAAAGGGCUAUGCCUCCAAGAUCCAAGCCAAAUGCAUGGAGAAGGGCAUGCUGACGCUCACGACCUCAAUCUACGACACACUGAGAUUCAUUCCGCCACUGAACAUCACGAAGGAGGACAUGGCUGAGGGCUGUCGGAUCUUAAAGGAGGCGAUUGAGGAGGUUGCCGAAGGUGCUCAGAGUGACGUGAAGCAAUCACACACCAAAACAGACUGA
Messenger RNA from Cyphellophora attinorum, 1299 nucleotides. RefSeq names its product 5-aminovalerate aminotransferase DavT. Gene Ontology annotation, molecular function: pyridoxal phosphate binding; transaminase activity; identical protein binding. The record is from RefSeq and is a predicted model, not a curated record. NCBI's taxonomy places the organism in Eukaryota, Fungi, Ascomycota, Eurotiomycetes, Chaetothyriales, Cyphellophoraceae. The coding region runs from base 1 to 1299 and encodes 432 amino acids. The transcript is spliced from 3 exons.